AUGAACGGCGAUGCCCUGUGCCAGGAGCCCUCCUCCCCACUCCCCGACUGGAGGGAGUUCUGCGAGCUGCACGCCCAGGCGGCCGCCGUCGACUUCGCCCAGAAGUUCUGCCAGUUCCUGAAGGAGAACCCUCACUACGACACCCCCGGGGCAGAGACCUCCUUCUCCCACCACUUCGCUGCCAACUUCUUGGACAUCUUCAGCCUGGAGGUCAGCCGAGUCUUCGUCUCCGACUCCCCCACCAAGUACAACAUCGUGCCCUUCGUGGGGCUGCAGAACUGCCACGUGCCCUACGGGCGGGAGGUCGCCCCGAGGAAGGAGGAGACCUCCAGCGAGUCCCUGGACAGUAUGGACGCUCCCCUGGGCGCCGGCCGCUACCUGAGCCCUGCACAGCAGGCACAGGCGCGCAAGGUCUCCUCCUACGGCCAGUCCCGCAGCUCCGAGGACGUCUCCAUCCACGCUGCCGCCAAGCCCAAGUUCAAGAAAGGCUUCUCGCUGAGGAACAUGAGCUUGUGCGUGGUGGAUGGCAUGAAGGAGAUGUGGCACCGCAAGUCCUCUCCGGAGCCGGGCGCCGAAGCCGCCCCCGGCGGCCGCAGAGCCGAGAGGGAGGCGUGGCCGGCCGGGGGCAAGGAGCCUGCUGACCCCCGGGAGAAAUGGACCCACAAGCUGCGCCUGGCCAAGGUGCCCUCCUCCAAGGUGGAGCUGGUGGACAUCCAGAGGGAGGGGACACUGCGCUACAUGGUGGCCGACGACACGAACUGUGUGGGCAGCUCGCAGUGGCAGAAGUGCCGCCUCCUGCUGCGGAAGGCCGGCAAGGUGGAAGGGGAGAGGUUCCUCCUCGAGUUCUAUGUCCCCCCAAAGGCUUCCAAGCCCAAGGUGAGCAUCCCGCUAUCGGCCAUCGUCGAGGUGCGCACCACCAUGCCCCUGGAGAUGCCUGACAAGGACAACACCUUCGUGCUGAAGGUGGAGAAUGGGGCAGAGUACAUCCUGGAGACCAUUGACUCCCUGCAGAAGCACUCAUGGGUGGCAGACAUCCAGGACUGCAUCGACCCUGGGGACAGUGGGGAUGACAUCGAGCUGGCCUCUUGUGCACAGGGAGCCUGUCUGCAGGGCAGGGCCUCCUCCUGCAACUGCGAGUUCCUGGCUGAUGAUGCGCCCAGGCCGCCGGACAGAUGUGCCCUGCCCAGCGCUCACACCUCUGCCACGGCUGUGCCCACGCCCCAGGGCCGAGGCAGGGACUCCCUCAGUGAGCUCCUUGCCCACGUCCCCCUGGAGAGCUUCCUGCAGACGCUGGAGCCCUCCCCUGCCACCAGCGGCGGGCACCUGGCAGGGGAGGAGAGCGAGGCGGAGGCAGAGCUCAAGCUGAGCGACUUCCCCUGGUUCCACGGGACGCUGUCGCGGGUGAAGGCGGCGCAGCUGGUGCUGUUGGGGGGUGCCCGCAGCCACGGCCUCUUCGUCAUCCGCCAGAGCGAGACCCGGCCUGGGGAGUACGUCUUGACCUUCAACUUCCAGGGCAAAGCCAAGCACCUGCGGCUGUCGCUGAACGAGAGCGGGCAGUGCCACGUGCAGCACCUCUGGUUCCAGACCAUCUUCGACAUGCUGCGGCACUUCCACACCCACCCCAUCCCCCUGGAGUCCGGCGGCGCUGCCGACAUCACCCUGCGCAGCUAUGUGGUGGCACAGAGCCCCCUGCCCGAUGCCAGCCCCCCAGCAGCGCUGGUGCCACCGCCGGGCUGCCGGGGCGAUGUGCCACCCCCACACUACUUCUGCAGCACGGCCCCCGCCGGCCCCCCGGCCCCGCUGCCCGCCGAGGGGGCGGCCGUGCCCCCUGCCGUCCCCGCACCCUACCACCGCCUGGAGGGUGCCCUGGGCCCCCGGAGCCGCAGCGACAGUGCCGAGCGCCGGCCGGAGCCCCCUGCCAGCGGUGCCGAGGACUACCACGAGGCUGACGGAGCCCGCAGCCGCACCCGGGCCGUGGAGAACCAAUAUUCCUUCUACUGA
Messenger RNA from Indicator indicator, 2001 nucleotides. RefSeq names its product SH2B adaptor protein 2 (gene SH2B2). Bases 1 to 2001 code for a protein of 666 amino acids. The record is from RefSeq and is a predicted model, not a curated record. Gene Ontology annotation, cellular component: plasma membrane. Gene Ontology annotation, molecular function: transmembrane receptor protein tyrosine kinase adaptor activity. NCBI's taxonomy places the organism in Eukaryota, Metazoa, Chordata, Aves, Piciformes, Indicatoridae. Gene Ontology annotation, biological process: intracellular signal transduction; antigen receptor-mediated signaling pathway. The transcript has 8 exons.